Molecule: messenger RNA, 1410 nt
Organism: Cannabis sativa
Lineage: Eukaryota; Viridiplantae; Streptophyta; Magnoliopsida; Rosales; Cannabaceae
Product: F-box protein CPR1
Molecular function (GO): protein binding
Source: RefSeq, a predicted model, not a curated record
UUGAAAAUUUUCCCACCCAAAAACCCCAAACCCCAUUCUUCUACGACACUUCCUAUCUCUUCCGGCUCAGAACUCAGGAGCGGAAAGGAGAAAUCGGUGAUCAAAAAUCUCCAACUAUUUGCUAAUAUUAAGGGACUUAAAUUGAAUACCACUGGUUAGGUUUGGUUUGUUUUAGUAAUGGCUGACUGUAAUUCAAAAUCCAAAAUUGGGUCUUCGAGCAAUGUCAGUGCCGGAUUAUCAUAUGAGAUAAUUGAAGAGAUAAUUUCAAGAUUAGAUGCAAAAUCUGUGAUACGACUAAAGUGUCUGAGCAAACAUUGGUUUUCCCGAAUAAGUGAGCCGAGUUUCAUGGAUGCUCACCACAAAAACCAGGUACAUCGAGCCCUACUGGGCUUCUCCCAUGAUGACAUACACAGUGUUGGUGGUAUUGUAAUGCGAGGCUCAAUUCGUAGCUCAGAAAACUUUGAUGAGAUUUCGUCUAUAGAAUUUCCUGUUUGCCGUAGGAAUGUUGAGUUUGUGGGUAGUGAUAAUGGUGUGAUUUGUUUGGUAGAAGAAGAUCAUAAUGAGGAUUACCUUUGGAACCCUGCAAUAGAAAUGGGAAAGCAUAAGAAACUCCCUCCUUCUCCAUAUGCUCCAUCUCGAGGUCGUAAGUAUUCAAUCCAUACUUUGUAUGGAUUUGGGUACGAAGGAUUGACCAAUGAUUUCAAAGUGGUGGCUGCAUCAUAUGGAGAUAAACAAUGUUGUUCAUUCUUUCAAAGAGGUGAGCAAGUUGCCGUGUAUAGUUUGAAAAACAAUUCAUGGAAAACUAUGCUCAUGUCUGACAUAUUUACUUCCUAUGCUCAUAAUGAUAGUGAUAAUGAUGAUAAUUGUCCUAAGGUGUUUACUGUUGAAAAGGAGAGUGUGGUUGUUAGUGGCUCUAUUCAUUGGUCAAUAUAUUAUAGCCGUAGAUAUGAAGGGGUAGAUUAUUAUUAUGGGGUAGUUGCUUUUGAUCUAAGUAGUGAAGAAUUCAAGCUCAUUAAACUCCCUUCAUCUUUCAAGUAUAAAGACUCUCCCUUUCCACAGAUUUUUAACAUGCGUGACUGCCUAUCUCUGCUCACUUUCAACUAUUCAACUAAAAUUGAGAUAUGGGUGAUGAAGGAAUAUGGUGUGUGGGAUUCUUGGACUAAACAUCUUUCGUUGGGAUCUUCUCAAAUAAAUCUCUUCCAAAUCUGGCCAUUAGGUGUAUCACAUAAUGGUAACCUCUUACUUAGCAAGCGAAUUGUUGAUGAGCCAAGUCUUGAUGAGUCUUCUCCUUCUACAGACUUUCGUACUUUGUCCUUUUAUGAUCCCAAGAGUAGGAGGGUCCAAUAUAUAGGCAGACAAGAGAGGGGCUCCAACUUUGCUACUUAUGCAGAGAGUAUCUUUCUAAGCUAA